CUUCAUUCUUUCGUUUACCCUCCCUUUCAAUUCUUAUAUUUUGCACAAGUCUAACACUGUAUUUUUGUUGAUCCUUUUGUCGAUUGUCCCGUAUUUCAUUUUGUGAAAUCUGGUCACCCUGAGUGCAAGUGAACUCUUCAUAUAUAUGGGCUUGAAAAUUAGGUUCGGCCUUACUUCCUCACAAAAAAUCAGUAGUCAUUUCUAGUCAAACCUAACUAGGAUUAAGAAGAAAAAAAUGAAGCGACCCUUCUAUAAGGAUAGCAGGUGAUCAAUCCCCCUCCCCCCCGAAAAAAAAAAAAUGUUUGCAUUGAUUAUGAUCCCUUUUUCAUUGAGACUAGUUAUGAUAAUAAAUGCAUACUUCUUUAACAAGUUAACUAUCAGCCAAUCAAAAUUAAUGAUCUCCGUUGCUUCAGAUUGUUAUUGCAAAUUUGUUGUUCUAACAGGCUUAUUAUGUAACAUUGGGAUACUGAUCAGUGACCGCUCGUGAUUUGCCGUAAGUUUGCGCCACUGAUCUCUCCCCUAUUACAUGUAUUAGGGGAGAGAUCAGUGGUUUGCGCGCACAAAUAGCUUUCCAUACUUCCCUUAUACUGUACGCUUAACAAUACAAACCAAAAAGGGAAAAAUCUAAAAUUGCAUGCUGGUGGUUACUCCACCGACUGUUGUAUUCCGAUAGGCGUGCCAAUUUCCAUUUUUUCUCAAUCCGACAAGAAACUUAUUAGUAUAAACGCAGAUCUUUGCAAUUUUUCCAAUGUAUUCAUCGGAGAUCGUUUUUGGAUAAUCUUGAUACCUUCACUUCGGCUUCCAAGUAAAGUGAUGUCACCAUGCCUCUGCCAAAGACAGAUGAAUAUUCAGAUGUCCAGGUUUACUUCACAGCCAAUGAAUGGGCAGAUAUCAGUGAUUACGAGAGGAUUUGUAUCCAGAAUGUCAAGGAAAACUAUGAGACGAUGAUAGAAGUUGGGGUACAGGUCAACCCACCAAUGUUCAUGCAACGUCAGCAGAGAUUACAGACAGAGAUAAUUGAGGAAGGUGAGGAUAAGGGGGCAGAGACAAGAGGAUCUUCCGAUGUUCAUGAUCCCAAUCCAUGUCUUAUAGAGAAGAAUGAGUUACACAAAGAGAAUUUGAAUACAUUCACUAUAAAAGUAGAGGCUGAGUAUGACGAUGAUGGCAAUCUGCUAGGUGAGGCUAAUCCCAAUGCAGAAGGGAAAAUUACUGAUCCGGAAUGGAAGAACUAUGAUCAAAUUACCCUGACACAAACCGAUCCAAUAUUAUCAGGUGAUCAGAGGACCAAGUCAGGGGAUCUUGUCUCUCCGUCAUGUGAUCAGAAGGCAGAAAUAUGUGAGGCUAAUCACAAUGCAGAAGAUAAAAUCAAUGAUCUUGAAUGGAAGAAUUAUGAUCGAAUUACAAAGACACAAACCAAUCCAAUAUCAUCAGGUGAUCAGAGGACCAAGUCAGUUGAUCUUGCCUCUCCAUCAUGUGAUGAUGAUGAUGAUCAGAAGGCAGAAAUAUGUGAGGCUAAUCACAAUGCAGAAGUGAAAAUUACUGAUCUUGAAUGGAAGAGCUAUGAUGAAUUUAUCAAGGCACAAUCCAAUCCAAUAUCAUCAGGUGAUCAGAGGACCAAGUCAGGUGAUCUUGUCUCUCCGUCAUGUGAUCAGAAGGCAGAAAUAUGUGAGGCUGAUCACAAUGGGGAAGGAAAAAUCAAUGAUCUGGGAUGGAAGAACUAUGAUGAAGUUACCCAGACACAAUCCAAUCCAAUACCAUCAUGUGAUCAGAGGACCAAGUCAGGUGAUCUCAUCAUUCUGUCAUGUGAUCAGAAAGCAGAAGAAGCUUCAGGAGACGGCAAGACUCCAACCCAAUUCCAGUCUAUAAUUGAAAAGGAUUCUGGACUCUACAGAUGCGAGUAUUGUGGAUCAGUCUAUGCUAUUCCUCUCAUCUUAUCAAGGCAUCUCAAGUACAAACAUGGGCUUAAUGGUGUUGUCUUGCCAUCGUAUGCAUCAAAGGAACGCAUUGGACAGUUUGUUGAAGGAGAAAUACAAAAAUCCAUGUGCAAAACUAAUGAUUUUACACCUGGCGAAAAGAGAAUUUUGAAAAUACGAAACAAGGAAAAUAUACUUGAAAGGAGACGUUACGUUUGUGAUCAGUGUGGUAAGGCCUUUUGUCAAUCUUAUAGUCUCACAACACAUAAACGAAUCCAUACAGGUGAAAAGCCCUAUGUAUGUGAUGAAUGUGAAAAGGCAUUUAGUAAAAAAUCUCAUCUCACAAGACACAGCCGUAUCCAUACAGGUGAGAAGCCCUAUGUAUGUAAUCUAUGUGGUAAGGCAUUUAGUCAACAAAAUGUCCUCAAAAGGCAUAAACGAGUCCAUACUGGUGAGAAGCCCUAUGAGUGUGAUCAGUGUGGUAAGGCAUUAAGUGAUAGAAGUGCAUUGAAAAGACACAAACGAAUCCAUACAGGUGAGAAGCCCUAUGUAUGUGAUCAAUGUGGUAAAGCAUUUAGUCACGAAAUUCAUCUCAGAAAUCAUACACGAAUUCAUACAGGUGAGAAACCCUAUGUAUGUGAUUCAUGUGGCAAGACGUUUAAUGAAAAAUCCCGUCUCAAAGAACACAAACGUAUCCAUACAGGUGAGAAACCCUAUGUGUGUGAUUUAUGUGGUAAGGCAUUUAGGCAGAGAAAUGGCCUCAAAAGCCAUAAACGAGUCCAUACUGGUGAGAAGCCCUAUGAGUGUGAUCAGUGUGGUAAGGCAUUAAGUGAUAGAAGUGCGUUGAGAAGACACAAACAAAUCCAUACAGGUAACAAACCCUGUGUUUGUGAUCAAUGUGGUGAGGCAUUUAGCUGUGUAUCUACACUCAUAACACACAAACGAAUUCAUACACGUGAGAAGCCCUAUGUUUGUGAUGUAUGCGGAAAGGCAUUUAAUGGAAAAUCCCAUUUCACAAGACACCAACGGAUCCAUACAGAUGAGAAGCCCUAUGUAUGUGCUGAAUGUGGUAAGGCAUUUAGUCUAGAGAUCCGUCUCAGAAAUCAUAAACGAAUUCAUACAGGUGAGAAGCCCUAUGUAUGUAAUCAGUGUGGUAAGGCAUUAAAUGAUAUAAGCGCAUUGAUAAAACACAAACGGAUCCAUACAGGUCAGAAGCCCUAUGUAUGUAAUCUAUGUGGUAAGGCAUUUCGAUAUGAAAAUGGCCUCAAAAGCCAUAAAAGAACUCAUACAGGUGAGAAACCCUUUGUGUGUGAUCAAUGCGGUAAGGCAUUAAGUGAUAGAAGUGCAUUCAGAAGACACAUGCAGAUUCAUACAGGUGAGAAGCCCUAUGUUUGUGAUCAAUGUGGUAAGGCAUUUCGACACGAGUCUAGUCUCAAAACACAUAAACGAAUCCAUACAGGUGAGAAGCCCUAUGUAUGUGAUGAAUGUGAAAAGGCAUUUAGUCAAAAAAAUCAUCUCACAAACCAUAAACGAAUCCAUACAGGUGAGAAACCCUAUGUAUGUGAUUUUUGUGGUAAGGCAUUUUGGCAAGAAAAUGUCCUCACAAAACAUAAACGAAUCCAUACAGGUGAGAAGCCCUAUGUGUGUGAUCAAUGUGGUAAAGCAUUAAGUGAUAGAAGUGCAUUGAGAAUACACAAACAAUUACAUACAGGCUUUGUGUGUGAGAAAACUUUUGUUUGUGAUCAAUGUGGCAAGACAUUUAAUCAUGUAUCUACUCUCAUUACACAUAAAAAAAUCCAUACAGGUGAAAAGCCCUAUGUAUGUGAUCAAUGUGGUAAGGCAUUUAGUCAAGGAAUUCAUCUCAGAAAUCAUAAACGAAUCCAUAUGGGUGAGAAGCCCUAAUAUGUGUGAACAAUGUGAUACGGCAUUAAGUCAAUCUUGUAGUCUCACCAUACACAAACAAACCCAUUUGCCCAAAUUCACAAAGG
This is a messenger RNA of Lytechinus variegatus (green sea urchin), 3901 nucleotides long. Its product is annotated as zinc finger protein 271-like. The transcript is spliced from 7 exons. Gene Ontology annotation, biological process: regulation of transcription by RNA polymerase II. NCBI's taxonomy places the organism in Eukaryota, Metazoa, Echinodermata, Echinoidea, Temnopleuroida, Toxopneustidae. The record is from RefSeq and is a predicted model, not a curated record. Gene Ontology annotation, molecular function: DNA-binding transcription activator activity, RNA polymerase II-specific; RNA polymerase II cis-regulatory region sequence-specific DNA binding. Gene Ontology annotation, cellular component: nucleus. The coding region runs from base 822 to 3815 and encodes 997 amino acids.